Molecule: messenger RNA, 945 nt
Organism: Ailuropoda melanoleuca (giant panda)
Lineage: Eukaryota; Metazoa; Chordata; Mammalia; Carnivora; Ursidae
Product: olfactory receptor 4P4
Biological process (GO): G protein-coupled receptor signaling pathway
Cellular component (GO): membrane
Molecular function (GO): G protein-coupled receptor activity; olfactory receptor activity
Source: RefSeq, a predicted model, not a curated record
AUGGAUCAAAGCAAUAAUGUUACCGUAUUUAUUCUCUUGGGACUUUCCAAAAACAAGAACAUUGAAAUCCUCUGUUUUGUAUUAUUUUUAUUUUGCUACAUUGCUAUUUGGGUGGGAAACCUGCUCAUAAUGAUUUCUAUCACGUGCAGUCCACUAAUGAACCAACCCAUGUAUUUCUUCCUUAACUGCCUCUCACUCUCUGACCUUUGCUACACGUCCACUGUGACACCCAAACUAAUGACUGAUUUACUGGCAGAAAGGAAGACCAUUUCCUACAGUAACUGCAUGACGCCCUUUACCACACAUUUAUUUGGAGGAGUGGAGAUCUUCAUCCUCACAGGGAUGGCCUACGACCGCUACGUGGCCAUCUGCAAGCCCCUGCACUACGCCGUCAUCAUGAGCAGACAGAGGUGUCACGCAAUCGUCACAGCCUGCUGCACCGGCGCAUUGAUCCACUCGCCACAGUCCCUCCUCACCGUCUUCCUGCCCUUCUGUGGCCCCAAUGAGAUAGAUCACUACUUCUGUGACGUGUAUCCUUUACUGAAGCUGGCCUGUUCUGAUAUGCAUCUCAUAGGUCUCUUAGUCAUUGCUAAUUCAGGCCUAAUUGCUUUGGCGACCUUUGUCGUGCUGAUGUUGUCAUAUUGUUCUAUACUGGGCAGCAUCAGAGCGUAUUCUGCAGAGAGCCGCAGCAAAGCUCUUUCCACCUGCACUUCCCACGUCACCGUCGUGGUUCUGUUUUUUGCGCCUGCUCUAUUCAUUUACAUUCGACCAGCCACCACUUUCCCAGAAGACAAAGUGCUUGCUCUGUUCUACACCAUCGUUGCGCCCAUGUUCAACCCUCUGAUCUACACGCUGAGAAACACGGAGAUGAAGAACGCCUUGAGGAAAGUGUGGUGUCGUCAUGUACUCUUGGGAAGGAAAGUAGGUUUGCGGAAGCUUUUCUGA